Scatophagus argus is the source of this 1592-nucleotide messenger RNA. It is a transcript of the gene pex16, whose product is annotated as peroxisomal biogenesis factor 16. Gene Ontology annotation, cellular component: peroxisomal membrane. The record is from RefSeq and is a predicted model, not a curated record. The coding region runs from base 151 to 1176 and encodes 341 amino acids. Gene Ontology annotation, biological process: peroxisome organization. Lineage: Eukaryota; Metazoa; Chordata; Actinopteri; Scatophagidae. The transcript is spliced from 11 exons.
UGACUGCCGGUUCAUCCGCGCGGAAGUUCGUUUGUUUCUAAACAUGUAUGAGUUCCGAUGUGUCCCAAACUCCUGGGUGUAGCUGGCGUAUUCCGAGCACAGCGGCUAAAUGAGGGGUGUGUUUUUCAGGGUGCAGUAAGUUAAGCUGAAAUGGCUCACAUUAAGGAGUACAUCGACAGCCUGAGCCGUCUGUACGAGCGCUACACGGAGUACGUGAGGAGGAACCCAGCUGCGACGGCGCAGCUGGAGAGCACCGUGCGGACGCUGUCCUACCUGAUGGCAGGGCGGUUUGCAGAUUCCCAUGAAAUAUCUGAGCUCGUGUACUCGGCCUCCAACCUCCUCGUGCUGUUCAAUGACAGUAUUCUGCGCAAAGGCCUGAGGCGCGCCUUCCCUGUGUCUCUCUCUCAGCAGAGACUCCUCACCUGGCUGUCCGUGUUGGAGUAUGUGGAGGUUUUUCUGGAGAUGGGAGCCUUCAAGCUGUGGGGCGACGUCGGCCGCUGGCUGGUGAUCGGACUCAUUCAGAUCUUUAAGGCAAUUUUUCGUCUCGUGCUUCUUCUGUGGUACAAAUCUGGUAUCCAGACUUCACCACCCAUAAUCCCACUGGACAGAGGGGCGGAAUUUAUCAGUGAAGACAACACGGAGCGGCAGGAGGACUCCUGCUUCGUGGGCCAGAGGUCAGGACGCGCCGUGAGGCCACUGGGCAGCGCUCCGCCCCUGCAGGCUCGGCUGUGGGGAGCACCGAGUCAGAAGAAGAGGAGGAGCAGCUCAGAUGAGGAGAAACUCCACAGCAGACCAACGCAGCUGGGCCUUCAGGAGACCAUCGCUGAGGCUGUGUACAUCGGACGGCCACUCGUGCACCUCCUCUGCCUCGGGCUCUGUGGAAAACAGUCCUGGAAGCCGUGGCUCGUCUCCGGAGUCCUCGAGCUUUCCAGUUUCGCUGUGCUCAGUGAAACAAAAUUUCAGAAUCGAUGGGAGCGAGCCGAGAUGAGGAGGAGAACCUUUCUUCUGCUCUAUUACCUUCUUCGCUCACCUUUCUACGACAAAUACUCAGAGGAGAAGAUUCUCUUCCUGCUCAGACUUCUGGCUGAUCAUGUUCCAGGAAUCGGCCUCGUGGCGCGUCCUCUGAUGGGUUACCUCCCCACCUGGCAGAAGAUCUACUUCUACAACUGGGGUUAAAAGCUGCUGGAUGUGCUCAUCCUUGAGGCCCAGCGACAGACGCUCGCUGCAGCUCCCCAGAAAUCUGAUAGGACGACGUGGAAACGAAAGCCACUGUUGACCCACAGCGAGGACCUUCUCAGCGACACAACUCGUCUGUUUAGAUUGUUUCAGAAAUCAAACCCACAUGAUUAUUGUGACAUUACUUUAAAUAAUCAGCAAACAGACUUUUCAGUCCCGCAGACACUGGAUGUCCAGCUGUUGAUUUCACGUUGGAGUGUUUCACGCAGACGCACACAGCAGUGGAGACAAGACAAACCGGUUUCAGGCAGGCUGUGAGUCAAUCACCAGAAGGCAGCAGCAGCUUUCAAUCUUUAUUAACAUACCGAAUAAGUUUCUUUUUAUAGCCUACAAAUAAAUAAUCAAAUGUUUCACCA